Molecule: messenger RNA, 3648 nt
Organism: Leguminivora glycinivorella
Lineage: Eukaryota; Metazoa; Arthropoda; Insecta; Lepidoptera; Tortricidae
Product: putative thiamine transporter SLC35F3
Exons: 9
Coding region: 203-1705 (500 amino acids)
Source: RefSeq, a predicted model, not a curated record
CUAAGAAGUGAAACUGACGAUUUAUAUGUGACAAUAACACUCAAUAAAAACUGUUUUUAUGUAAACAAUCAUGUAACGACACUACUGCCAGUAAUUUAAUCAUGGCCUUUUACUGCGAAUAAUUAUAAAUCUAUACCAGUUUUAUUUAUAAUUGUUUAGUGAUGGUGUUUGAAAUGUCGUCUCCGUAGUGUUACUUAGCAACAUGGCAAGGGAUGGAGACCUGCCGACUAUUUUCAAUCCUAAACGAGUUCGUGCUCCUUCUGUGAUAAUAACAAGUGAGGAAGUGGAGACUGAACGAGGGGGUGAAGGUGAUCGUGAGCUUCCGAAUGGACCCCCUACGCCACUGAGCCCUCGGGCGCCUCUAACGCCGCAGACGUCCGUGUCGUCCGCAGUGUCUGCACCGCCACUGACGACGCAGCCGUCCCUGCAGCAAGCCUUUAGUGAAUCUGCAGCUAGCAGUCAAGAUGAAGAGCGACAGCUGCGGGAGAAGAAAUGCCCAAGAUCUUGCUGCUCAAAGUUUGCUAAAAAGAUCUACUAUGGCAUUUGUGUCACCCUGGUCCUCACUACCUCCUGGGUGACAUCAACUCACUGCAUCAAGCACAUGUACCUGGAGACUUACCCGCCUGUAAUCUAUCCCACUAGCACUGAGACAACUGAGACCUUCAACAAUACUGCUAAGCCCCAAAAUCAAAACCUCAAUCUGUACAAUGCCCCAUUCUUCACUGCCUGGUUCAGUACCAACUGGCUCAUCCUGUUCUACCCAAUCUACAUGAUAGUGAUGCUCAUUCACAACAAGUGCAAGUCUGCCAAUGACAUAGUCUAUGAUGCCUUCAGAGACUUCAGAGAAAAGGGAUUCACUUUUGCUCGCUUCAUCAGCCGCUGUGGGCUGUUCUGUCUGCUGUGGGUGGUGACCAUCUACAUGUACACCUACUCCUUGAAGAUCCUGCUCUGCACAGAUGUGGUGGCUCUGUUUGCCACCAAUGUCUCAUGCAUCUAUCUGUUGUCCUGGGUCAUAUUGCAUGAACAGUUUGUUGGUGUUAGGAUUGUGGCGGCUAUUCUGUGCGACACGGGAAUAGCGUUACUCGCGUACAUGGACGGCAUAACAGGCAGCUCCACACUUGGCGGGGUUGUACUCGCCGCGUGCGCCGCGGCCGGUUUUGCUAUCUUUAAGGUGCUGUUCCGUAAAGUAAUGGGAGAGGUGAACACCGGCCAGCGCGCGUUGUUCUUCUCCAUCCUGGGCAUCGUGAGCGCGUCCCUGCUGUGGCCUGUAUGCCUCGCACUCUACCUCACGGGCUCCGAGAUGCUGCCGUCCCCGUCGCACCAAAUGCCCUGGCUCCACCUUUUGGCGCUAGCCUCGCGCUGUUGGGUGAUUUUCCAUCUAGUGUUCCAGUUUGGUAAUAUCGUGACGUACAACAUUUUUGUCUCACUCGCUCUCAUCACUGCUGUUCCAGUCUCAGCUGGAUUGGAUGUGGCCUUCUACCAGGUGCAGUUCGAAGGCAUGAAGCUAGCCGGAAUCGUGCUGAUCGGCGUGGGCUUCUCGCUCGUCAUGUUCCCCGACAACUGGCCCAACUACAUUAUGCGACUACUUAGAUGGAGUCGCCGGCAGCGCGGCAACAACGGGUCCGGCCGCAGCCGGGACGCCAUGGACUUCCGCACCGGCUACAUACGCUCGCACCUGCGCUCGCCCUCCGGCCGCGUGCGGUGACCGCCCGACGACCUCUCCUAGGCUACACGCUCUGCGCAGGCGUGAUAAUGGUGAAAUCACUAUGCUCUGAUUCUACUUUCCUCUUUAAGGUUGGUUUGAUGCCCAAAUACGUAUCCAUACAUUUCAGGGCUGAUUUAGACGGUAUGGCAUCUCGCACGCUCGUUGAAAUGCGGCAUUAAUCGGUCGGUCCCCACUUCGUCUGUAAUGUAUCUAAAAUCGCAUGCGAGUAUACGCGCCGAAUAAAUGAGCUUUUUAAGGGAAAAUCGCCGCUGACGUAGAUCAAUCGGAUAGUUGCGGUUGGUGCGACUGGCCCUUACUGUCGAUGUUCUGUUUGGUUAUGUUCAUUGGUUGACCUAUUGAUGGAAACCUAUAGUGAUGUAUUGGCGUAAGAAAUUAGGCCAAACGAGGGCCCAAUAAAAUUAUUAAAACGUACAUAGCGGGGCCGUACCGCCGCGGGGUGCCUUAAUUCUUGUCAAAAGGAAAAAUAGGCUACAACUCCGUAAAGAAGGGUACAAAUCUCAAGGAGAUAUCAAGAGUUAUGUGGCGAGGGUUAUGAAAGUAUACUUAAUGAAAAUGCAGAAUUGAAUGUUUCAAAUAUUGAAGUAAUACUAAACCUCAGCUGAUCUUUACAAUGAUCGACUUUUAUCUUAAGACUUUACCUAUAGUUGUAAAGUUGCAAACUCUUAAUCUGCUCACUAUCCUCAUGUUAGACCUCUAAAUUAACUUGCCAAAGUUUACAGAUUAUUCCGAUAUAUUAGGUACUCGUUUAUACCGAUUCUACAUUUAUAAUUCUGUAACCAUACUUUUUUUAAUAAUCCUCAAGGUUUAAAUAUUAAAAUGUCUUCAAUAAAGUGAAUCUCCUUCGAAUCUCACAUCGUCGCUAUACAUAUUUAUAAGUAUUAUCGAGUGCUUGUAUAAUUUUAUAGACUUACUUCGACUACCGUCCGUCCUCUCGAUAUGAAGAGCAUCUGAAUAAUAUGUUUUAACAGAAUUAUCAGCACUAGCACUAUAAAUAUUGGAAACUCGGUAUACCGAGAACUAUUUAACAUAUAUCUCAUUGUGGUUAAAAACUGAAUGGUAACACAGAUACCCUUGGGAAAUGUUCUGAUGUCAGAUAAAAAAUAAUAUCGCAGGCCGCUUACCUUGCUUAUGGGGAACUGUUGGACCUAACACAAAGAAACGUUUCCCUUUAGCAACCUGUGAAAAGAGCACUUUUCAAUUUUUAACCCAAUUUCGAGACAGAAAUACAUCACUAGUGCACUUUAAAACUAUAAUUACUCUAUAUAUUCUAUCUAUAAUACAUAAUCUUGAUGUUGUGAUCACCAGUAGUGGUUAGUGUAGGGUUUGGACCGUUUAAAUGGACGAUGAGGUAAUUCAAUCGUACAUUCAGACGAUCCGAAGGAUGGCUUCCGAAUUUGUCUUUAGAAAUUAUGAUAUCGAAUUUUAAAAUAAGAUCUAGUCGAAUCUAGUCAGGGUAUAAAUAUAUUUGUUAUACACGAAUUAAUUUACUUUUGAAAUGUUACUCUUAUCCAGAGUUUAUUUACUGUAGGUUUUAGUUUAAUUGUUUAAGAUAUUUUUUAACCGCUAUUGGCAUACGCCAUGCAUUUUCGUGUUAUGGAAUUUCUCGUACCUGUGUUUAGUGCCGGUUUUUACCGACUUUCUCCAAAGUGCGAAACUGCGUGGCUUGUAACGGGUAACGCAUCUUCUAGCUUUUAAGUUUAACUUUUUAUGCACGUUAUGCAAGUCCUACUACCGCCCCAAGACAUAUAGAAAUAAAUAUAAUCAUCACUUAACACUAAGUAAUGGUCAUGCAUGUUAAGUGCAAAGUAUUAAUAGUACAUUUCGAUACAAGUGCGAAAAAGAGGAAGUUCGAAACGAGUGGCGAUAAAUUAAAACACGACCGAAGGGAGUGUUUUAAAUCGACACGAGUAUCGAAUUCCCUU